Lingula anatina is the source of this 1962-nucleotide messenger RNA. RefSeq lists its product as uncharacterized. Lineage: Eukaryota; Metazoa; Brachiopoda; Lingulata; Lingulida; Lingulidae. The record is from RefSeq and is a predicted model, not a curated record. Gene Ontology annotation, molecular function: flavin adenine dinucleotide binding; N,N-dimethylaniline monooxygenase activity; NADP binding.
UCAAUGGGUACUUGGUAAACUUGUGCACGGGGCGAGCAUAAUCGACAAUGUCUUUGUGAUUUUGGUCCGAUAUCGAGCACAUCCAGUUCUGCCAGAAGCUUUAACGCAUGAUUUUUGUGUUACUCUGUGCAUAUUUUAUUUGAAGUGCACUGUGCUUAAAAUAGACAAAAUGUCAGUAUAUCAGUAUUCGGUCACGACCUUGGCCCAUAUACGAGAUGUUAUAAAUGAAAGUUCGUCUUUGCUUGUAAAUUCUGAGCAGCAGUGGCAUCUAGAGCCCGUUCUUCGUUACCAUUAUGUCUGUGGCUAAAGAAGUAAUCCGUGUUGCCGUGAUAGGUGCCGGUGCCGCGGGCCUGGUGGCGUUACGCCAUCUUAGUUCACAAACGGAGACGUUCCAGGCGUUUGGGUUCGAGCAGACUGGAGUGGUAGGGGGGACAUGGGUGUACAACGAGAAUACGGGAAGCGAUGAAUACGGUCUUCCAAUACACUCCAGUAUGUACAGGGACCUAAGGACAAAUCUUCCCAAGGAGGUGAUGGCAUUUCCUGAUUUCCCAUUUGAGAAAGAUGGGCCUUCCUUUAUCACUCAUCAAGCUGUCAGAAAAUACCUUGAGGAUUACGCUGAACACUUCAAAUUGAAGCCUUUAAUCAAGUUUUUCACAGAAGUUGAAAGUGUAAAACCAGUUCAAGGUCAACACGGAGAGCAGGUAUGGCAAAUACAGUACAAGGAUGUGAGAGUCAAGGACAGUUUAGUGGAAACAUUGGAGACAGAUGCAGUUAUUGUUUGUAAUGGGCAUUAUUCAGUCCCAGUUAUUCCUGAUUUUCCUGGGAUGGAAAAGUUUAGUGGCCAAGUGUUGCACAGUCAUGACUACAGGUAUCCAGAGCCAUUUAAAGAUAAAGUGGUCUGCUGUUUGGGAGCAGGUGCUUCAGGGCAGGACAUAAUGUUAGAGUUGGCGAAGACUGCCAAACAGGUUAUUUUGAGUCACAACAAAGCUCCAUUGAAGUCUGACUUGCCAGCAAAUAUACACCAAGCAUCUGGGAUUGACGCAAUGACAGAGACUGGGGCAGUGAUGAAAGAUGGCGAAGAGUGUCAUUUUGAUGUUUUGAUUUUGUGCACAGGAUACCAUUACACCUUCCCUUUCCUCUCCCCAGAAUGCUCUCUUAACAUUGAAGACGAACGCGUGAUCCCCCUGUACAAACACAUCAUCCACACGGAAUGCCCGCGGCUGUCAUUUAUUGGAAUCUGUAAACAAAUCUGCCCCUUCCCACAAUUCCACAACCAAGUGAAGUUUGUUCUUAAGACUCUGGAUGGCUCGCUGAAACUCCCCACAAAAGAGGAGAUGGAUGCUGAUAUAAAGCAGGAUUUUGAAUGGCGCCUGGGUCAGGGAUUCCCCAAGCGCCAUGCUCACACUAUGGGCCCCAUGCAGUGGCAGUAUAAUGAUGAGUUGGCUGAUAUCGGGCAGUUUGAACACAUCCCCAAAGUUGUAGAGCAAUUAUAUCAAGAUGUUCAUAAAGUGCGAGUGACACAGCUGCAACAUUACAAAAAAUGCAAUUACAGAUUGACUGGACCUGAUUCUUAUAUAGAAGUCUAAUCAGAAGGUUACUCAUAAUACAGCUCAAUGCAUCCCAAACAAUCACUGAUAAUUAUUAGGUAGGAUAAGACAAAAAAUAAAUAAAUAAGCAACUAAAUAAAUAAGGGAUAUUCUCAUAAGUGCCAAAAGUAAUGUUUUGAAUCAUUUGAAAAAAAUUAAAAUGGAAUGUUUUUACUUAAAAUCUGUGUUUUUUUUUAUUUAUAUUUUAAUCAUGGUGAUUUCUUAUAAGGACAGUGAAUUAUGGUGUGAGUUAUUUAAUUGAAUGGAAAGACAACAGUUGGUAAAGUUGAAUGCAUCCAAAGGAAAAUGAUAAUUUCAGUAUAUAAUAAAUGAAAUGAUAUUUAAAUAAAUGAAUAAAAUUAACAAAUGAAGUUGA